AUGGAGGCAGAAAUGGGGAGCAGCACGGAGCCUGGAAAAACAGCCAACAGAGCAACUCGAAUCGCCCUGGUUGCGUUCAUUGGUGGCACCCUGGUGCUGGGCACGAUCCUCUUUCUAGUGAGUCAAGGUUUCUUAAGUCUCCAAGCUACACCGGAGUACUGCCUGAAGCCAGAAUGCAUCGAAGCUGCUGCUGCCAUCUUGAGCAAGGUAAAUCUCUCUGUGGACCCUUGUGAUAAUUUCUUCCGGUUUGCUUGUGAUGGCUGGAUAAAGAAUAAUCCAAUUCCUGAAGAUAUGCCAAGCUAUGGAGUUUACCCUUGGCUGAGACAUAACGUUGACCUCAAGUUGAAGGCACUUUUGGAGAAAUCUAUCAGUAGAAGGCGGGACACCGAAGCCAUACAGAAAGCCAAAAUCCUUUAUUCAUCUUGCAUGAAUGAGAAAGCAAUCGAAAGAGCAGAUGCCAAACCGUUGCUCCACAUCCUGCGGCAUUCACCUUUCCGCUGGCCUGUGCUUGAGUCUAAUAUUGGUCCUGAGGGGGUGUGGUCAGAGAGAAAGUUCAGUCUUUUGCAUACCCUUGCAACAUUUCGUGGACAGUACAGCAAUUCUGUGUUCAUCCGACUGUAUGUGUCCCCUGAUGACAAGGCAUCCAGUGAACAUAUCUUGAAGCUGGACCAAGCAACUCUCUCCCUUGCUGUGAGGGAAGACUACCUGGAUAACAGCACAGAAGCCAAGUCUUAUCGGGAUGCCCUUUACAAGUUCAUGGUGGAUACUGCUGUGCUUUUGGGAGCUAAUAGCUCCCGAGCGGAGCAUGAUAUGAAGUCAGUGCUUAGAUUGGAAAUUAAGAUAGCCGAGAUAAUGAUUCCACAUGAAAACCGAACCGGUGAGGCCAUGUAUAACAAAAUGAACAUUUCACAGCUGAGUGCUAUGAUUCCUCAGUUUGACUGGCUGGGCUACAUCAAGAAGGUCAUUGAUUCCAGACUCUACCCUGGUCUGAAAGACAUUGACCCCUCGGAGAACGUGGUUGUCCGUGUCCCGCAGUACUUUAAGGAUUUGUUUAGGAUAUUAGGCUCUGAGAGGAAGAAGACCAUUGCCAACUAUUUGGUGUGGAGGAUGGUUUACUCCAGAAUUCCAAACCUUAGCAGGCGCUUUCAGUAUAGGUGGCUUGAAUUCUCGCGGGUAAUUCAAGGGACCACGACUUUGUUGCCUCAGUGGGACAAAUGCGUAAACUUUAUUGAAAGUGCCCUCCCUUAUGUUGUUGGAAAAAUGUUUGUGGAUGUGCACUUCAAGGAAGAUAAGAAGGAAAUGAUGGAGGAAUUGAUUGAGGGUGUUCGGUGGGCCUUUAUUGACAUGCUGGAGAAAGAAAAUGAGUGGAUGGAUGCAGGGACAAAAAGGAAAGCCAAAGAAAAGGCAAGAGCUGUUUUGGCAAAAGUUGGCUAUCCUGAGUUUAUAAUGAAUGAUACUUAUGUUAAUGAAGAUCUCAAAGCAAUCAAGUUUUCAGAAUCCGACUACUUUGGCAAUGUCCUGCAAACCCGCAAGUAUUUAGCACAAUCUGAUUUCUUCUGGCUGAGAAAAGCGGUUCCAAAAACAGAGUGGUUUACGAAUCCAACGACCGUCAAUGCCUUCUACAGUGCGUCCACCAACCAGAUUCGAUUUCCAGCAGGAGAGCUCCAGAAGCCUUUUUUUUGGGGAACAGAAUAUCCUCGAUCUCUGAGUUAUGGAGCUAUAGGAGUAAUUGUUGGACAUGAAUUUACACAUGGAUUUGAUAAUAAUGGUAGAAAAUAUGAUAAAAAUGGAAACCUGGAUCCUUGGUGGUCUACUGACUCAGAAGAAAAGUUUAAAGAAAAAACAAAGUGCAUGGUUAACCAAUAUAGCAACUAUUACUGGAGGAAAGCUGGCUUAAACGUGAAGGGGAAGAGGACCCUGGGAGAAAAUAUUGCUGAUAAUGGAGGUCUGCGGGAAGCUUUUAGGGCUUACCGGAAGUGGAUAAAUGACAAGAGGCAGGGGGUUGAGGAGCCUCUCCUUCCAGGCGUCAGAUUCACCAACAACCAGCUCUUCUUCCUGAGUUACGCUCAUGUGAGGUGCAAUUCGUACAGACCAGAAGCUGCCCGAGAACAAGUCCAAAUUGGUGCUCACAGUCCCCCUCAGUUUAGGGUCAAUGGUGCAAUUAGCAACUUUGAAGAGUUCCAGAAAGCCUUUAACUGUCCAUCCAAUUCCACGAUGAACAGAGGCCUGGACUCCUGCCGACUCUGGUAGCUGGCCUGCUGGCGUUGCCGUCCCGGGAGCUGCGUGACGGCAGGAGAGGCACACAGAGCGGUUGGCGCCGCCGCUUUCGGCCUCGGUUCCUCCGAGGACCCCUAUUUUUAUUGCACCUUCAUUAUUUGGCUGUUACUUGGAUGUGAAAAGUAUCUAUUCGAAUUGUAGGGCCUAACCAAAGGGAAUAUAAGAAGUGAACCAAGUGUGAUUCUUUAGAAAACCAAACCAACAAAAGUAAUUCCCUAGGCUACUUUUGUUAAAAUAUAGUCUGCUGAAUCGUUGCUGUUGUCCAUUUUAGUGUAAACAGUUAAAUGCUACGUACAUUUUAAUCCAUAGCUUUGCAGAGGGCUUAAGUAGAAUGUAUCCAGAGAAAAAAUUCAGUCUAUGAAAUUUGUAACCCUCCAUAAAGAGGACCUGUUCCUGGAUACCUGGUAGGUCUUACUUGCUCUGUAGAAUGCAGUACUAGAUUCUGUGUAUCGUUAUUCACAGCAUUUAUUAACUCUCUGGUAGUUAGGUUAGAAAUAUAUUGGAGCUUCAUUUUACAAUUUUUGAUGCAGUUUUUGCCUUCAGCUUUGAAGUCUGUUGGGAUGCAGAUGCCUCUCACAGCUUCUGUCUGACGUAGCUGAUGGCUCUGUUCCAGUCAGAGCUGGCUGAAAGGCUCCUUGAGAAGGAAUUUCAGUUUCUCAAAUGGAAAAAAGGAAAAAGGAUGUGUCUUAAAGGCCCAGAAGAAGCCAAAACUUCUAGCCACUAGGGAACGAAAUCUCCAAAAUUGGAUCUAGUCUGCUCAAACCUCAGUGAUAAUGCCUGUCUGCUGGGCACUUCUUCAGUCCAAUUCUUAUUUGUCUUGGUGCCCUCAUAGAUGUUCAUUCUUCUAUUUCUGAAAUGAGCAGACACUGAGAAAAUGCUUUUCUAAUUCUCCAUUAAGAAUGCAUGGCUUCCAUUCCCCCUUUAGUGCAGGGGAGCAGAUACCACUUCUGUUUUGGCUCAGUUAACAUUACCUCUCUGAAAAAAGUGUUUUGAAAAAUUUCUUGAUUGAAGACAUUUUAAACUCUAUUGAUUGAAUUAAAAAUUCCUUGCAUAGUCCAAAGGAACAUCAUUUUUUACUGUCCAAGUCUUCUGAUGAGUCUGUACGGAAGAGCAGUCCUGGGUUUUUGAGUCUCAGAACUUUAUCCUUUCAGGUGAACUCCUCCAUGUCUUAGUAGUGUGUGUAGGGGAAGAUCCUAAUGGCCCUUCAGUGGUUACUUGGCAUUUCCAGUUUCUUAAAAUAGCCAUUCUCCCUUUACAUUAUUCAUUGUGUAUGUGGUUUGGGGUUAAGUGGCCCAAUAAGAAAAUCUCAGAAGCAAAACGACAAAUUCAGACUAACCAUAGGAGGCCAUUUUGCAUCCCUGUGAUUUGUUGUCCUUUUUUUUUUUUUUUUUAAAUGUAAGUGUAUGCCAUGUCCCUUUGUAACCAUGGGAACUUCUGAAGGGAGAAAAAUGCAGGGGCACCGCCGCGAGGAAAUCAAUUACACUGCGUUAGUCAAAAGAGUGAUUUUCCCCUUGAUUUGCUCCUCUCUAAAUGAAUAAACUUUGGAAGGGCUGCUACCUUUUCCUCCUCUUAACCAAGGCUUAUUUUAAAAACCGAGUGCUAUUAAGUUAGGGGUGCUAGAAGUAUACAUGCCUUUCCUCUGGAGGACCCAUUCUGAUUUUGCUUUAAACAUACAGAAUACUCCUUGUUUUAUCCCGCUGCUUGGACAUUUAGAAUCCGCCAAGGUUUGUGAUGCUUAUAUGAAUAGCAUUUUCCUUCUAGAUUUCUCUUUUAAAUUCCCAAUAAACACAUUCCUGUAGGUCAGAGAAAGUGAGUAGAAUUAUGACUUUGGAAGUGGGAAUCAUGCAGUCACUUGUCAGUUGAGGAAAACUGGUUAGUAAUCAGUUGGGCCCUACAGUUUGUAAAUGAUGUGGCUGCUUUGUCCUGACUAAAUUUACUUGAUGUAACUCAUUUACACUGAAAGUUGUGGAUACGGUGACCAUUAUUAAACCAAAAUAAACCCAAAGCUGCAAUACCAAACCAUCACUACAAGCUGCAAGUUUUAUGGUGGGAUUGGAUUUCCAACUUCACAUUUAUGUUUAAAUUUUCGAUUAUACUCUUGUUGCUUCUCUUCAAUACAGAUUGCUGAAGGAAGCAGACACUGAUUAAGUGCUAGAGGAAAGAAGGGAAAAACGCAACUGGAAGGAAAGGUAAAAAAGUAGGGAGAUGCUGGCCUCAGACUGCGAUUCCGAAGAGAAGACAGGAUUUGGGAAAUCCUUGCUAAGCAUAUCCAUUGGAGUCAAUCCAUCAAGUCUUAAAAAAUAAUUAUGGUAAAUUAACAGGAAAUUAGAUAUUGGAUCGCAGACUAGGACUGCUGUAACAGACUUCUCCAAUGCAUAUACCAGAUGUUCGACUAGUGAACUAUUGUGUGCGUGUUGGAAGGGGUUAGGUUUUUGGGGAGAUUCUCCAGGAUCAGUCAAGGAUUUUGUGUAUACAAAGUGGUAUUAUUUGAGCUUCUCACCAUUGCCUAAAAUUUGUUGAGCUUUUCGCCAACCACACAGCAUUGGCCUCCUAUUUCCAUUUUUUUUCUUUUAUGAGACAGACUUGGACAUGACUAAUGCAAGCUCAGAUUCAUAAAUUAUCCUGAAGUUUAUUCAGUGCCUUUCCUCAAUGGAGCUUAAAGCACAGCACAUACAUUUUAUCUGAUUUAGCCCUGGAACAUUGCUAAGAAGCAACAAGGAAUGGCGGCUUACCGCACGGGUUAUGCUCAUGCCGGAGAAGUGGGGAGAGGUUUGAAAUCGCUUGUCAAGUGUCCCAGAAUCAGGAAAGGCAGAGUCUUUGUCCUUUGGGUUGCUGACCUCUGCAUUAACCUUCAUCCCUUAGAUGACCCUAUUUCUAAAUACAUUUAUUUUCUCAGUAUUUCUACAGUCACUUAGCAUUUGACGGGGCUUCUUCCUUGAUAUUUGUAACAUAAUGUUUCAGUUGCAUGUUAAGUUAAUGAAGAAUACAUGGUUGUUUCAUGCAGCAACAUUUUCCUCGCCAGCGGCAGUGCCCCCACUGGUUUGAAGAAAGAUGUUCUUGGAUUAUGCAUUUUAUAUCUAAAUGGUCAUUGUAUUUUCUUCCCUGACUUAUGAAACAAUGAGAACAAUCAUUUUAAGGACAAUAAAAAGUUGAAGAUUUUC
Messenger RNA from Suricata suricatta (meerkat), 5438 nucleotides. RefSeq names its product phosphate regulating endopeptidase homolog X-linked (gene PHEX). Gene Ontology annotation, molecular function: metalloendopeptidase activity. Gene Ontology annotation, cellular component: plasma membrane. The coding region runs from base 1 to 2250 and encodes 749 amino acids. NCBI's taxonomy places the organism in Eukaryota, Metazoa, Chordata, Mammalia, Carnivora, Herpestidae. Gene Ontology annotation, biological process: protein processing. The transcript is spliced from 22 exons. The record is from RefSeq and is a predicted model, not a curated record.